AUGACGGAGCAGAAUGGCAUCGACAUCCUGUGCGACGCUGCAGGCUCCGAUCUGCUGCUGUCAUCCGUAUUUCCAUCCGAUACACAGAACCAAACCCAGACCCAGCACUCGCCGCCGCAGAAGAAGGUGAAGCGAUCCGAGGCAUCUCCUCCAGUCGCCGGCUCCGUCACCUCCUUUGCUUCUUCCUCCAACCAUAUCUGCCACAUUUGCAAGCGCGUCUACGAGAGAGCAGAUCACCUCACACGGCAUCUCAGGUCGCACGAGAACGCAAGACCAUAUCAAUGCACCAGGUGUCCCAAGAGAUUCAACCGAGCGUAUGACUGCCCACCAGUCCCAAGCCACUCUCCAUCCAUUCUUGCAGCCAGCUACCCUUCUGCGAGCGACUCGCCCUCUGACAGUGGCACUGUCGCUUCGGCCAUGGGCAACAACGUCCCGCCCGCUCAGAUGCCAAUGCAUGAGGCCAUGGCGCCCACGCCCUUCAUGCCUGAUGUUAUGGGCCAGCACGCCUCGUUGAUUGACCCCAUAUCCGACGACAUGGUUUACUUCAACCCAAUGAGCAACUUCCUCCAGGACAUGGACUUUACAAUGUCCUGGGAUAUGAAUUUCGAUGCCUUUUCUAUUCCACAGUUCGACAUCCAAGGGCCAAGCCCGCAAUCCUCGACGACCAAUCCGGUCACGAGGCCCUCUCCAAGGAACACGAUUAGAGACUCCUCACGCGGCCACUCCGCAUUCAAGCGGUCACCGUGGCUAUGGGACCCCAAGAAGGAAGACUACGUGCAGCAGCAGAAGGAGGGACUCCACAUAGAUGAGCAGUCCAUCUCACAAUCACCCGCAUUCGGGAAGCUCAUGGACAGACCGUCGCGGAGGCUCAAGAUGACCGCCCAUCAACGGGAUCGGAUAUUCUCAAUUGUCCUGGCCCAGAAUCAGGAUCCGGCAAAGGUGCCGUCCUUCCCCACAUUGGACCUCCUCAAUUACCUUCUUCAAGCACAUUUCGUCCAGGAUGAGCACCAAUUUGAUAGUUGGAUACACCCUGCCUCCUUCGACCCGGAGAACGCGCUCCCAGAGCUUCUGGCAGCCAUCAUAUCGAGCGGCGCGAGCUUCAUUUCCGUGCCAGCCAUAUGGCAAUUUGGACUCGCAAUUCACGAGGUCGUGCGGCUGGGAGUUGCGGAUCUGUUCGAGAAGCUCAAUGCCCAUACCCGGAAUCUAAGUGCUCUGCAAACAUUUAUGCUCACCCUGGAUGUGGGGAUAUGGAGUGGAUUCAAGCGCAAAAUGGAGAUAGCAGAGAGUUUCUUGCAGCCUCUCCUGACCAUGCUCCGACGAGCUGGUGCUUUCUCUGCCCCAGCUGACUCUUCCGCCCUGCUCCCGCUGGACUCGGACUCUCCCGAGGCUCUCGAGGCGAAGUGGAAGAAGUUUAUAUCACGUGAAUCUUAUAAGAGGCUCAUACUCCACCUCUUUUCUCACGACGUCCAAACAUCCAUUUCUCUUCAAAGAAACCCAUUGGUCUCAUUUAGCGAACUUGCUUUUACUCUCCCCGCAUCUCGCGACCUGUGGUGCACCCCAACGGCGGAAGCGUGGCGUCAGGUCCAUCACUCCAAGACAACUAUGCCCAGGCCUCUACCGCGCGUCUCUGAAGUGCUUCAUUGUGUCGACGUCCUGGAUGAACUCGAGGAAUUCAUCGACAUUGACUUAUGCUACAGUGCCGUCCUCAACGGCUAUUGGGGCCAAGUCUGGGCUUAUCGCGAAUCUGUUCGUUUCUUCGCAACGGCAAGCAAGGGAGGCACCAAUCGUCUAUGGCUCAAAUCACAACACCAGGAACUAUACCAGGAUCUCAGUGGUUUCUCAUCGAUUAUACAUACGUCGAGUACCCCUCGUAACCACAGCACGCUUCUUGCAAUUGUCGUCGAGCUAUUCCUCAUGAUCAUGCACGUCUCCCCGGACGAGAUUCAAAGAUUCGCGGGAAAGUCCGGAGAAGAGGAGUCGCGCCGCGCGGGCACGUCCUUGGAAGAGAACUGGGCAAACACCUCUGAUGCACGACACGCAAUCUGGCACGCAGGCCAAGUUUUCGCUAAUGCGAAGAGGCUGCCUCCAGCAAGCCUGAGAGGGUUCAACGCGAUCGCCGUCUACCUUGCCAGUAUGACACUCUGGACAUACGGGCUGUUCUGCUCGCCUACUCCCCAAGGUGUCGAUGACGCAGACUCGGGCUACCUGCAGUCAGGGGAUGGGCAGCAAGCGAACACCGGCAUCAGAAGAGCCUCUUCGGUUUCGGGCGGCGGGCCCACCAAGUACGUUCUCCUCAACGAGGAGGAGACGAGAGACACCAAGGCAUUCCUGCAGUUUGACCGUGGCGUGCCCGCGUUGAAGACAUCGCAGGGGGCAGUAGAGCCAUUGUUGGACCCGAGCAAGGUGCUAUCUAUCGCGCGAAGCCUGUUUAGGGAUAACUACCCUGUUCGCACAGAACCACUGCCGCCGCUGGUGGAGAGCCUGGGUAAUCUUUUACGAGAUCUAGGAAGUGGCCUCGCCGGGAUGCCGAGUCGGGUCGCGUCGAGAGUGCAGAGUCAGACAGCCAGUAGGAUGGGUAGCGAGGAGCGAUGA
This is a messenger RNA of Diaporthe citri, 2592 nucleotides long. RefSeq lists its product as uncharacterized. Gene Ontology annotation, molecular function: DNA binding; zinc ion binding. The record is from RefSeq and is a predicted model, not a curated record. The coding region runs from base 1 to 2592 and encodes 863 amino acids. NCBI's taxonomy places the organism in Eukaryota, Fungi, Ascomycota, Sordariomycetes, Diaporthales, Diaporthaceae. Gene Ontology annotation, biological process: DNA-templated transcription. The transcript has 5 exons.